Durio zibethinus is the source of this 2321-nucleotide messenger RNA. The record is from RefSeq and is a predicted model, not a curated record. Lineage: Eukaryota; Viridiplantae; Streptophyta; Magnoliopsida; Malvales; Malvaceae.
UCUGAUGGAUAAUCCAUACAACGACAACGUAAAAGUUCAGAUGCUGCCUUCAGCUUUGUCUAAAGUACGGCCACGUGAAGGCUCCGUUCGUAAGACACUAGAAUGCCAUGCGAUCACUCGCUACAGUCUCAGUGUCAACGCCAAGCGCCAUCAGACAAAAUUCUCCAUGUCACACACAAACAUUACGCGGCGAUUCAGCAUUGACUGGCCUCGACACGUAGAGUGGACACCCGUCUUCUCGCCACUAUCUUUACCGUCCAUGCACGAUACAUAAUCCAAUAUUCAUCCUCAAUCUCUGCAUCAAGUGAGAUUUUAAAAUAUGGCUGCCAAAUCAAAGCUUUCUUUCGUUAUUUUAAUCCUGUCUGUUGUGGUUCUGUAUGCUGGCUUAGCCGUUGCUAAGCAAGACCCUGAGCUAAAACAAUGCAGGCACCAAUGUAGAGUCCAGCAACAAUACGAUGAGGAACAGAAGGAAGAGUGUGCGAGAAAAUGUGAAGAUUAUCAUAGAGAGAAAAUAGAGCGGGAGAGUGAAGAAGGAGGUGGCCACGGGCCUGAUCCUGGCCAGACAUUGAGGGAGUGUCAGAGUCAGUGCGUGAGACUAGAAGGAGAGGAGAGGCAGCUGUGUAUCCUACGUUGCCAGGAGAAAUGGAGGAGAGAACAGGAGAGACGGGAAGGGAAGGAAGACAAAAAAGAGAAAGAGGAAGAGCAAGAAAAGCACAAUCCUUACGUAUUUAAAGAUGAACAUUUCUCUACUGAAGUCAAGACAGAGCAAGGAAUAGUUUAUCUUCUAACCAAAUUCACACACAAGUAAAAUGUUCUUCAUGGCAUUGAGAAUUAUCGAGUGGCCCGCCUCGUUGCCAAUCCAAACGCGUUUGUAGUCCCAAAUCAUUUCGAUGCUGACGCUGUCUAUGUUGUUACUGAAGGACGUGGAACAAUCACAUUGAUCCAUGGAGAUAAGAGAGAGAGCUUCAACAUUGAACGUGGGGAUAUCAUCAGGGUUCGUGCUGGCACUCCCAUUUAUUUGAUUAACAGAGAUGCCAGCGAACUCUAUGUCGUCAAGUUCUUCCAACCCGUCAAUCUUCCAGGCCAUUACGAGGUAUUUUUUGGUGCUGCUAGUAAAAAACCAGAAUCAUUCUACACUACAUUUAGCGCCGAGAUUCUUGAAGCUGUCCUUAAGACUUCAAGAGACAAGUUGGAGAACUUGUUUGAGAACCAGGUAAAGACCCUUCCUUAUGGCUCCAAAGAACAAAUCAAGGCCAUGAGUAGCCACAAGGAAGGUGGCAGUGGCGGUGGUAUCUGGCCCUUUGAAGGUGAUUCAUGUUGGGAAUACCUGAUAAGUAGUAUUAGAAUUGUGAUAAUUCCUAUCAAGCGCUAUCAAAGCAUGGAAGGUGAUGUCUUUAUAGGGUUAAAUCUGAGAAAAAGAUGCAAGAGAGUUGUACAGGAGAUUGAGAGAGUCCACAUAUGUAUAGUGCAUGAGAAUGGACUAAAAAAGAUUGAGAUAGUUCACAUAGUGGGUGCCUUCAAUCUCCUCGUAAAGCACCGCCCUUCUCAGUCUAACAAAUAUGGUCAGCUCUUUGAAGUUGAUGCAGAUGAUUUCAAACCCGUCAAAGAUCUCGACCUCAGGGUCUCCUACGCCGACAUCACCAAAGGAUGUAUGUCCGCCCUAUGCUACAACUCAAGGGCAACAAAGAUAGCCAUUGAUGUGGAAGGCGAAGGAUACUUCGAUAUGGCAUGUCCUUAUGUCUCCUCUAAGUCCAGUGAUCAACAAAGCCAGAAUUCAAGAAGCUCUGGACGAAAAAAGAGUGGCCCUAGUUACCAGAAGUUAAGCUCGCGUCUGAGGCCCGAUGCCGUGUUCGUUGUUCCUGCAGGGCAUCCUUUCGUCACAGUUGCUUCUAUAAAUAAGGAUCUAGAGAUUCUAUGUUUUGAGGUCAAUAUACAAAACAAUAUUAGGUACCCUCUUGCAGGGAAGGGCAAUAUUGUGCAGCAAUUCGAGAAGGAAGCCAACGAGUUGGCAUUUAAGACCGAGGAAGAAGAGGUAGAUAAGAUCUUUAGUAACCAAGACGAGGAGGCCUUUUUCACUGGACCAAGACAACAUAGAGGCCGAGCUUAUGAAUGAGACGACGAAAAAGCAGGGGAAUUGAAGACGUACAGAUGGAAAACGGGUUUCAGCUUCCAUGUUGUGUUAAGAUCAGGAGCUCCAAGUCUGAGCUACAAAGGCAAGUGGUUUGUUUUAUAAUUUUGUAGUUACGAGUGUUAUGAGAUGCAAGUAGAUGUUCGUAGGUUUCGAGAUAAAUGAAACAAUCUAAUUCUAUAUCUAAAUUAUC